GCAAAAUGAGAAUGCAUGAUAUUGCAAAAAAGUUUUUUGUUUUUUUUUAUAAAAACAAGCGAAUAAUUAUUUUUACUCACAGUCUGAACAUGAACUUUUGAGACUGUGUUGUCAAAACUUUGUAAAGAGAAAAAUGUUUCUUGUUCACACAUUAAGAACGAUCGACUUUUUUCAUUAAACAUAUACUUCAAGUUCACACUUAUCAUGCGAUGCAAUUUGUGUCAGCAACACAGGAAGUUGAGGGUAGCAGCGAAAAGGAAGCUGCAUGAACUCAUCCUCCUUCAAAAGUGAAACACAGGCAAUUAAAACGCGUAAAGCGUUGUGCACUGCUAAUACACCCAGGACUGCAAAGUGGAUGGAUCCCUGAAAGGGGCACCGGAAGCCAUGUCAGGCAGAAAAUCCAAGAAGAACCAGAGACUUGGUUCCUCCCGACGAGGUCCUAAAGGUCUUAACAGAAAUACCGAGAAAGAUGAUGAUGAUGGGUUUCAGCAGAUUGCGGAGUCUGAGGAUGGGCGAAAUGAAUUUCACACCAGCACUGAUUACCAUUCAACCCAGUUUGAUCAUGCACCAACCUCAAGCAUUGAUCAACAAACAUCUCUGUUAGAAAGUCUUCCACAUGCAGGGGGUCACAAGGAUUCACUCAUGGAGACUGAACUGCCAGAACGGAAAAGAAAAAUGGGAUCGACUCGCAAGAGUGCUGGUAGGUUUAAAGUUGAGAGAAAUCUUGAUGAAGUGAGGACCACUGAAGAGUUGGAGGAAGAAUAUGUAACUCGACCAAACACAUCAACCACUGAAGAAGAACAAUCAAGGCCAAUGAGUUUUCCUUCUGAUUUAUCCAAUUCAGGAUUGGGAAAGGAGCCUGGAACAGCUCUUACGUUUGUGGUUUCAGAAAAUGAAGAAAAAGAUGCAGCCCACCGUCAAGAAAUAACUUCUUAUUCCCAUGCGGUAGUAAGUGAUAUGCCUACAGACGAGGCAAUGGGGACAUCUGUCCAUUCUUUUGCAGUCACAGCUGAAAGUGAUUUGUUUGAUGAACCAAAAACACUUUGUCUGCAAGAAAUCCCAACAGCCAGUACCUCUGGACAAAAAAAAAAGAUGGGCUCAACCCGCAGACCUCUCGGAGGGAAAAACAGUGUGCAAGAACAUUCAAGAAACAUGACAGAGAAUGAAAGGAAAGCAGAAGUCAUGGGCGAAGCAAACUUGAAAAUGUCAGAAGAGAUGGUGCAAGAAUGGAAUGAUGUGGCAAGAGAUGAUCCAUCAUCCCACACAGAUUCAGCGUUGGUUUCAAAUCAGAAUUUACUAGCGGAGAGAGCCGAGCUGAAAGAGACUGAUAUUUCAGCUGGAACUGAAACUAUGAACCAAACAGUUGCUUCUCCUCUAGUAGUUUCAGAAAAGCCCCUACCUGAAACAUCUCACCACUAUGGGACUCCAUUACUCAAUGAGGAAUUGGAUUUUAAGUUUGGUUCACACACUGAGGAUUUUGAUGUUCUAAACAAAGAUGCAGGAAGUGAUAACAGUUAUGUGCUUGAUACAAGAAAAGAUACUAACACAUCUUACCACUUUAGAGAUGUAAACACAGAAACCAAGGAGGAGGUUCUAAAGCAGAAAGGGGAACUAUCUAUAAAUGAUCAAAUGAGUAGUUUAUUACCAAAACAGGAUACACAAUUAGAGGAACUUGCUUUACAUGAUCAAGAAUCUUCGUUAAGCCAACACGAUCUAGAUAAUAACUGCAAUUCUUCUAUGCCUCAACUUAUAGUGGGAGGAAGUAGAAGUUUUGAUGUGCAUCUGUCUAAUAUUAGCCAUGAUGAGCCCACAACAACCGAUAUACCACAUGAGAUUAGUGAUGCUGUUGUAGAAAAGGAACAAGGAAAUAAUCUUUGUAAUGUUGCUGCAGUAGCAUGUGAUACUCUGACUGACUUAAAGUCUAUUACGGAAGAAGAUGAAGAUCCCCAAAUUUUAGCAACGAGAGAAAAUGAGAAUAUGAGUGAUGAAAGAGGAUCUGAAACAGAAAAUGCAUUUGAAAUGACAGGCCAGGAUGAUGCAAGAGAUCACAGUGUAACACAAAUAAUAAUGGAUGUAAGAGAUAAUGAAAAAGAUGGAGAAACAAUCACAGAGACCAUUUGGAUUUCACACCAGACAGCGUCUGAAGUUUCAGCUGAAAAAGAGGAAAAAUGUAGAGAACAAGUGCAAUAUUCAUCGAAUAUAUCUCAAACACACAGUCCACCACAAGAUGAUGCUGGGAAGAUGCCAGAAAAUGAUGAGGUUACAAAUGACAAAAAAGAGACUGAGAGUACUGCAUCUGAUGAUGUGACCUCAAAGUCAGAGGAAAUGUUUAGUUUUGAAGACUCAGCAACAGAUACAGGAUCUCACACAUACCAACUGUUCACGCAAUCUCCUUAUAAAGAAAGCUAUGACUUACAUGAACGUGUGAGUGAGAAAAGUGAAAAGAAAGAAAUAUUUUUCAGUGUAGAAGCAGAGAAUGCAUCUUUUGAUAGAGGUGAUAUGAGAAGUGAAGGAACAGAAGGAAUUAAGGAGAUGGAUGCAGCACCUGUUGUGAUAUUAGAUGUGGACACUAAAGAUAGUGAAUCAGAAAACCCAGAGCAAAACAGAGCAUUAACAGAGGAGCAAACUGAUACAUCCUCUGAUACAAAACUGCAAGUGUCACAGGUAUUGGAUAAUGUUUCUACUGUGAUUGAUUCGGGUCUCCUUUUCCAUGAUGUUAUCGAUGUAAGUUCAGGGGAGAGAGAGAGAGUUCCUGAGAAAAGUGAUAUCAGCUCUUUCAUUCCUCACGAUUCUCAAGAUUUUUACAAGCCUACAACAUGUCAUCCAGAGUCCCAAGAAAAUACUGGAGAUCCUGAAAGAGUAGCAGUAGGGGGAGACACAGACCUACAUUUAGAUAUUGAAGCACAGAACAAAACAUUUGACUUAACCAGUGAAGCAGAAGGAACAGAAAAGAACAUGCAAGAUGCUAGUGUUUUAGCGAGAGAAGUUGAAGUUAUUGCAGAUACAGUUACAGUGGAGAGUAAUAUGACUGCUGAAUUAGAUUUUCUUCAAACUUCUCCUGAUGUACACGUGGAAGCAUUAAAUUUAUCUGAAAAAGCUGAGAAAGAAGUUUCAGGAGAAACAGACACAAUUCUUAAGCAAAGUGACAUCAACAUCAUUCCUGAAGAUUCUCAUGGAGAGGAGUCACACUCAAAAUCAAGUCCAGUUAUUCACAAGAGAAAAAUGGGCUCAACUCGUAGACCUCUCAAAGGGAAUAAAGGACGAAGAAAAGAAAUGGAACAUCAUGAUGAAAAUGAGACACUUGACAGUGAAGGAAUGAUCAAUAUAGAGAAAGAAACCUUUAGUUUGGAGGAUGAACCCAGUCCAGAUGAAUCUACAUUACAAAGUUUAAAAGAUGAAGUUAAAGAACAGGAGGUGGAAAUAAGUGAGGAGAAUGAUGUUGGUCCUGUUGAAGAGUCUGAAUCUGCUCUCCUGCAGUCAUCAUGUAGUUCAGAUUUAGUGUCUGAGGAAUCCACUACAAUAAGUAUCUGUCACGUCACAGAAUCACAAGACCUCACAAAAAUGAACGAAGAGUCCCAGGAAAAUCCUGGAGAUGUUGAAAGAGUGCAAGCAGACCUACAAUCAAAAAUUGACUUACAAAAUGAAACAUUUGACAUAACAACCAGUGAAGUAGAAGGAACAGAAGAGAACAUCCAAGAUGUUAGUGUUACGUUAGUCAGAGAAGUUGAAGUUAUUGGAGAUACAGUUACAGUAGAGAGUAAUUUGACUACUGAGUCAGAUUUUCUUCAAAUUUCUCCUGAUGCACAUGUGGAAGCAUUGAAAGUAUCUGAAAAUGCUGUAAAAGAAGUUUCAGGAGAAACAGACACAAUUCUUGAACACAGUCACAUUAGCAUCAUUCCUGCAGAUUCUCAUGGAGAAGAGACACACUCAAAAUCAAGUCCAAAAGUUCACAAGAGAAAAAUGGGCUCAACUCGUAGACCUCUCAAAGGGAAUAAAGGACGAAGAAAAGAAAUGGAACAUCAUGAUGAAAAUGAGACACUUGACAGUGAAGGAAUGAUCAAUAUAGAGAAAGAAAAGAUUGAUUUGGAGGAUGAACCCAGUCCAGAUGAAUCUACAUUACGAAGCUCAAAAGAUGAAGUUAAAGAACAGGAGGUGGAAAUAAGUGAGAAGAAUGAUGUUGGUCCUGUUGAAGGGUUUGAAUCUGCUCUCCUGCAGUCAUCAUGUAUUUCAGAUUUAGUGACUGAGGAAUCCACUGCAAUAAGUAUCUGUCAUGUCACAGAAUCACAAACCCUCAUAAAGAUUAAUGAAGAAUCCCAGGAAAAUGCUGGAGAUGCUGAAAAUGUGCCAGCAGAGGAAGACAAACAAUUACAAAUAAAAAUCAACCCACAGAAACAAACGUUUGACUUAACAACCAGUGAAGCAGAAGGAACAGAAGAGAACAUCCAAGACAUUAGCAUUACGUUAGUCAGAGAAGUUGAAGUUAUUGCAGUUAUUGGAGAUACAGUUACAGUGGAGAGUAAUAUGACUACUGAAUCAGAUUUUCUUCAAACUUCUUCUGAUGCAAACAUUGAAGCAUUGAAAUUAUCUGACAAUACUGAGAAAGAAGUUUCAGGAGAAACAGACACUAUUCUUGAACAAAGUGACAUCAGCAUCAUUCCUGCAGAUUCUCACAGAGAAGAGACACACUCAAAAUCAAGUCCAGUUAUUCACAAGAGAAAAAUGGGCUCAACUCGUAGACCUCUCAAAGGGAAUAAAGGACGAAGAAAAGAUCAUGAUGAAAAAGAAAUUUUGGAAGAUGAACCCUGUGCAGAUCUGUCUGGAUAUACUGCAGUGAGUAUCUGUGACAUUUCAGAAUCACAAACCCUCACAAAAAUUCAUGCAGGCUCCCAGGAAAAUACUGGAGAUGUUGAAAUAGUGCAGGCAGAGGAAGACAAAGACUUGCAAUUAAAAAUCGACUCACAGAACAAAACGUUUGACGUAACAACCAGUGAAGCAGAAGGAACAGAAGAGAACAUCCAUGAUGUUAGUGUGACGUUAGUUAGAGAAGCUGAAGUUUUUGGAGAUACAGUUACAGUGGAGACUAAUAUGCCUACUGAAUCAGAUGCACAUAUCGAAGCAUUGAAAGUAUUUGAAAAUGCUGAGAAAGAAAUUUCAAGAGAAACAGACAAAAUUCCUGAACAAAGUGACAUCAGCAUCAUUCCUAAAGAUUCUCAUGGAGAGGAGGCACACUCUGUAGAUACACUUACAUUGGAAAGUAAUAUGACCACUGAGUCAGAUUUUCUUCAAACUUCCCCUGAUGCACACAUUGAAGCACUGCAAAUAUCUGAAAAUACUGAGAAAGAGGUUUCAGGAGAAAAAGACACAAUUCCAGAACAGUGUGACAUCAGCAUCAUUCCUGCAGAUUCUCACAGACAAGAGACACACUCAAAAUCAAGUCCAGUUAUUCACAAGAGAAAAAUGGGCUCAACUCGUAGACCUCUCAGAGGGAAAAAUGAACAAAGAAAAGAAAUAGAACAUCGUGAUGAAAAUGAGACAUUUGAAUUUGAAAGUGUGAUCAAUGUAGAGAAAGAAACAUUUAGCUUAGAGAAUGAACCCAGUACAUAUGAAUCUACAAUACAAAGCUCUGCAGAUAAAGCUAAAGAACAGAAGAUAGGAAUACAGGAGGAGAAUGAUGUUGGUCCUGUUGAAGGGUCUGAAUCCACUGACCCGCAGAUAUUAUGUAGUUCAGAUGUAGUGUCUGAGGAAACCACUGCAGUAAGUAUCUGUCAUGUCACAGAAUCACAGACCAUCACAAAAAUGAGUGAGGAAUGCCAGGAGAAUGCUGGAGAAGCUGAAAGAGUGGCAGCAGAGGAAGACAAAGAUAUACAAUUAAAAACUGACUCACAGAAUAAAACAUUUGACUUAACAACCAGUGAAACAGAAGAGAAUGUUCAAGAUGUUGGUGUGAUGUUAGUCAGAGAAAUUGAAGUUACUGGAGAUACAGAUACAGUAGAGAGUAAAAUGACUGCGGAGCCUGAUUUUCUUCAAACUUCUCCUGAUGCAAUGGAAGCAGUGAAAGUAUCUGAAAAUGCUGAGAAAGUAGUUUCAGGAGAAACAGACACAAUUCUUGAACAAAGUCACAUCAAUAUCAUUCCUGCAGAUUCUCACAGAGAAGAGACACACUCAAAAUCAUGUCCAGUUAUUCAUAAGAGAAAAAUGGGCUCCACUCGUAGACCUCUCAAAGGGGAAAAAGGACAAAGAAAAGACCAUGAUGAAAAAGAAAUCUUCAUUUUGGAGGAUGAACCCAAUCCCAAUGAAUCCAGACAUACUGCAGUGAGUAUCUGUGACAUUUCAGAAUCACAAACUCUCACAAAAAAUUAUGCAGGAUUCCAGGAAAAUACUGGAGAAAUAGCGCCAGCAGAGGGAGACACAGAACCACACAUAGAAAACAAAACCUGUAACUUAACAGCAUUUGAAGGAGAAGCAACAAAAGAGAACAUCUUUGAAGCUGGUGUUGUAGGCAAAGACAUUGAGUUUAUUGGAGAUACAGUUGUAGUGGAGAGUAAUAUGACUACUGAGUCAGAUGAUUUAAUACAAAAUGACACUUUCACUGAAGCAAAACUGGAAGCAUUAAAAGUAUCUGACAAUGCUGAGCAUGAAGUUCUAGAGGAAACAGAUGCAACUCCCAAGCAAAGUGACACCACUAUCAUUUCUGAAGAUACUCAUGGAGAGGAGGCACACUCAAAAUUGCAUCCAGUUGUUCACAAGAGAAAAAUGGGCUCAACUCGUAGACCUCUCAGAGGGAAAAAAGGACAAAGAGAAGAAGUAGAACAUCAGGAUGAAAAUGAGACUCUUAACAGUGAAGGUAUGAUCAAUGCAGAGAAAGAUACCUUUAGUUUAAAGGAUGAACCCAGUCCAGAUGAAUCUACAUUACAAAGUUUAAAAGAUGGAGCUAAAGAACAGAUGAAAAUAAGUGAGAAGAAUGAUGUUGGUCCUGUUGAAGAGUCUAAAUCCACUGACCUGCAGUCAUCAUCUAGUUCAGAUUUAGUGUCUGAGGAAUCCACUACAAUAAGUAUCUGUCAUGUCACAGAAUCACAAACUCUCACAAAAAUUAAUGAAGAGUCCCAGGAAAGUACUGGAGAUGUUGAAAGAGUGGCAGCAGAGGAAGACAAAGACUUGCAAAUAAAAAUCGACUCACAGAACAAAACGUUUGACAUAACCAGUGAAGCAGAAGGAACAGAAGAGAACAUCCAAGAUGUUAGUAUGGUGUUAGUUAGAGAAGUUGAAGUUAUUGCAGAUACAGUUACAGUGGAGACCAAUAUGACUACUACGUCAAAUUUUCUUCAAACUUCUGAUGCACACGACGAAGCAUUUAAAGUAUCUGAAAAUACAGAGAAAGACGUUUCAGGAGAAACAGACACAAUUCCUGAACAAAGUGACAUCAGUGUCAUUCCUGCAGAUUCUCACAGAGAAGAGACACACUCAAAAUCAAGUCCAGUUAUUCAUAAGAGAAAAAUGGGUUCAACUCGUAGACCUCUCAAGGGAAAAACAGGAAGAAGAGAAGAUCAUGAUGAAAAAGAAAUCUUUAAUUUGAAGGAUGAACCCAGUAUGGGUGAAGAACAGAUGGAAAUACGUGAGGGGAAUGAUGUUGGUCCUGUUGAAGGGUCUGAAAUCUUCAUUUUGGAGGAUGAACCCAAUCCAGAUCAAUCUGGAUAUACUGCAGUAAGUGAUAUUUCAGAAUCACAAACCCUAACAAAAAUGAAAACAGUGUCCCAGGAAAAUACUGGAGAAAUAGCACCAGCAGAGGAAGACACAGAACCACACUUAGAAAACAAAACGUUUGACUCAACAGCAUUUGAAAGAGAAGCAACAGCAGAGAACAUCUGUGAAGGUAGUGUUGUAGUCAGAGAAGUUGCGUUUAUUGGAGAUACAGUUAUAGCGGAGAGUAAUGACACUAAAAGUGACACAAAAGUAUCUGACAAUGGUGAGCGUGCAGUUUCAGAAGAAACAGAUGCAACUCCCAAGCAAAGUGACACCACUAUCAUUCCUGAAGAUACUCCUGGAGAGGAGGCACAUUCAAAAUUGCAUCCAGUUGUUCACAAGAGAAAAAUGGGCUCAACUCGUAGACCUCUCAGAGGGAAAAAAGGACAAAGAGAAGAAAUAGAACAUCAGGAUAAAAAUGAGAUUCUUGAUAGUGAAGGUGGGAUCAAUGCAGAGAAAGAUACCUUUAGUUUAAAGGAUGAACCCAGUCCAGAUGAAUCUACAUUACAAAGCACAAAAGAUGGAGAAAAAGAGCAGAUGGAAAUAAGCAAGAAGAAUGAUGUUGGUCCUGUUGAAGGGUCUGAAUCCACUGACCUGCAGUCAUCAUCUAGUUCAGAUUUAGUGUCUGAGGAAUCCACUACAAUAAGUAUCUGUCACGUCACAGAAUCACAAACUCUCACAAAAAUUAAUAAAGAGUCCCAGGAAAAUACUGGAGAUGUUGAAAGAAUAGCAGCAGAGGAAGACAAAGACUUACAAUUAAAAAUCAACCUACAGAACCAAAUGUUCGACUUAACAGAAGCAGAAGGAACAGAAGACUUUAGUGUGACAUCAGUCAGAGAAGUUGAAGUUAUUGGAGAUACAGUUACAGUGGAGAAUAAUAUGACUACCAAAUCAGAUUUUCCUCAAAUUUCUCCUGAUGCAAAUGUGGAAGCAUUGAAAGUAUCUGAAAAUGCUGAGAAAGAAGUUUCAGGAGAAACAGACACAAUUCUUGAACAAAGUCACAUCAGCAUCAUUCCUGCAGAUUCUCACAGAGAAGAGACACACUCAAAAUCAAGUCCAGUUGUUCCCAAGAGAAAAAUGGGCUCAACUCGUAGACCUCUCAAAGGGAAUAAAGGACAAAGAAAAGAUCAUGACGAAAAAGAAAUUUUGGAGGAUGAACCCAAUAAGGAUGAAUCUAGAUAUACUGCAGUGAGUGAGAUUUCAGAAUCACAAACCCUCACAAAAAUUCAUGCAGGGUCCCAGGAAAAUAUUGGAGAUUUUGAAAUAGUGCCAGCAGAGGAAGACAAACACUUACAAUUAAAAAUCGAUUCACAGAACAAAAUGUUAGACAUAACAACCAGUGAAGCACAAGGAACAGACGAGAACAUCCAUGAUGUUAGUGUGACAUCAGUCAGAGAAGUGGAAGUUAUUGGAGAUACAGUUACAGUGGACAGUAAUAUGACUACUGAGUCAGAUUUUCUUCAGACUUCUGAUGCACACGUCGAAGCAUUGAAAGUACCUGAAAAUACUGAGAAAGAAGUUUCAGGAGAAACAGACACUAUUCCUGAACAAAGCCACAUCAAUAUAAUUCCUGCAGAUUCUCACAGAGAAGAGACACACUCAAAAUCAUGUCCAGUUAUUCAUAAAAGAAAAAUGGGCUCAACUCGUAGACCUCUCAAAGGGAAUAAAGGACAAAGAAAAGAUUGUGACGAAAAAGAAAUUUUGGAGGAUGAACCCAAUCUAGAUGAAUGUAGAUAUACUGCAGUGAGUGACAUUUCAGAAUCACAAACCCUCACAAAAAUUCAUGCAGGGUCCCAGGAAAAUAUUGGAGAUUUUGAAAUAACACCAGCAGAGGGAGACACAGAACCAUGCAUAGAAAACAAAACCUUUGACUCAACAGCAUUUAAAGGAGAAGCAACAGAAGAGAACAUCUGUGAAGAUAGUGUUCUAGGCAAAGAAAUUGAGUUUAUUGGAGAUAAAGUUACAGUAGAGAGUAAUAUGACUAUUAAGUUAGAUUUGCUUCAAAAUGACACGUCCACUGAUGCAAAACCAGAUGCAUUGAUUUCUGAAAUUGCUGAGAUUUCAGGAGAAACAGACACAAUUCUUGAACAAAGUGGCAUCAGCAUCAUUCCUGCAGAUUCUCACAGAGAAGAGACGCACUCAAAAUCAAGUCCAGUUGUUCACAAGAGAAAAAUGGGCUCAACUCGUAGACCUCUCAAAGGGAAUAAAGGACGAAGAAAGGAUCAUGAUGAAAAAGAAAUUUUGGAGGAUGAACCCUGUGCAGAUCUGUCUGGAUAUACUGCAGUGAGUAUCUGUGACAUUUCAGAAUCACAAACCCUCACAAAAAAUCAUGCAGGGUCCCAGGAAAAUACUGGAGAUGCUGAAAGAGUGGAAGCAGACCUAAAAUUAAAAAUCGAUUCACAGAACAAAACGUUUGACAUAACCAGUGAAGCAGAAGGAACAGAAGAGAACAUCCAAGAUGUUAGUGUUACGUUAGUCAGAGAAGUGGAAGUUAUUGGAGAUACAGUUACAGUGGACAGUAAUAUGACUACUGAGUCAGAUUUUCUUCAGACUUCUGAUGCACACGUCGAAGCAUUGAAAGUACCUGAAAAUACUGAGAAAGAAGUUUCAAGAGAAACAGACACAAUUCCUGAACAAAGUCACAUCAAUAUCAUUCCUGCAGAUUCUCACAGAGAAGAGACACACUCAAAAUCAAGUCCAGUUAUUCAUAAAAGAAAAAUGGGCUCAACUCGUAGACCUCUCAAAGGGAAUAAAGGACAAAGAAAAGAUUGUGACGAAAAAGAAAUUUUGGAAGAUGAACCCAGUCUAGAUGAAUCUAGAUAUACUGCAGUGAGUGACAUUUCAGAAUCACAAACCGUCACAAAAAUUCAUGCAGGGUCCCAGGAAAAUAUUGGAGAUUUUGAAAUAACACCAGUAGAGGGAGACACAGAACCACACAUAGAAAACAAAACCUUUGACUCAACAGCAUUUAAAGGAGAAGCAACAGAAGAGAACAUCUGUGAAGAUAGUGUUCUAGGCAAAGAAAUUGAUUUUAUUGGAGAUACAGUUGUAGUGGAGAGUAAUAUGACUACUGAGUUAGAUUUGCUUCAAAAUGACACUUCCACUGAUGCAAAACCAGAGGCAUUGAUUUCUGAAAUUGCUGAGAUUUCAGGAAAAACAGACACAAUUCUCAAACAGAGUGACACCAACAUAAUUCCUGAAGAUCCUCAUGGAGAGAAGCUACACACAGAAGUGAGUUUAAAUGCUCACAAGCGAAAAAUGGGAUCAACUCGUAGACCUCUCAGAGGGAACACAGGACAAAGAAAAGUGGGAGUUCAUUUCAAGGAAAAGAAUGGAGAUGACGAAGGAGUAUCAGAAGAGGAAGUCACAGAAACACACUCAGAAAUUCAAAACCAGGAUAAUGUGGUUGGUCACAAUGUGACACAAGACAUUAUGUAUAUAAGAGAUAAUGAAGAUGAGGAGCAAAAGACCAUGAAGACAGUGGACAUGUCGGUGCUGGAGCUAUGUGAUGCUUUGGAACUAAAGCAAAGAUCAGAUGGUCCAUCACAGGAUGAUACUGUCUCACAUGAAACCCAAAUUCAUGUGUCAUCUGAUGAUAUUCCUCCAACAAAGGUGGUUGAAAUGCAUUCAGACUCCAAAAGGUCUACGCAGAAGAGAAAAAUGGGAUCAACUCGGAAAAGAGGGAAGAGGAUGGUGAAUGAAGAGGAGGUUGAAGUAGAGAAAGAGGGAGAAGCUGAAAAUACAACUGAUGAUGGGACCACAAAGUCAGAGGAGAAUUUACCUAUUGAAGAAGCCAUUACAGGAUCGUCUGUACAUCAGCAACUGUUUAGUUUAUAUGUUAAUAAAGAAAGCCAUGACAUUCAGGAUAUUGUUAGUAAAUCAGAAAUCUCAGAACAAAGUGAUCCAAGUUCUACCAUAAAUCCAGAACUACUGAUAGAAUCUGAAUGUUCUUCAAAAACUGCUGCUGAGAUGGUUUCAGACCUUCCAUUGGGAGAUGUUGAGACAUACUUAGUUCCUAAACAAAGUGUCAUUCCUAAAAAGUCUCAUAGAGAAGAUCAAUCAGACUUGAAUCCAGUUGUUCAAAAACGAAAAAUGGGGUCAACACGUAGGACACUCAGAGGAAACAAAGGGCAGGGAAGACAAGGAGAACCCCAAAAGAUGGAUAGAGAUAUUGAAGAAAUGACACAGGAACAGGAUACAGAACCAUAUUUAUCAACCAGUGCAAGAAAAACUGAAAGUAAAUUUGAUGAAGAGGUAAACAAAACUUCCUUGUUGUUGCUUCAAACUUGUUUCCUGAAUCAGAAAAUAAAGUGA
Molecule: messenger RNA, 12054 nt
Organism: Labeo rohita (rohu)
Lineage: Eukaryota; Metazoa; Chordata; Actinopteri; Cypriniformes; Cyprinidae
Exons: 3
Coding region: 385-12054 (3889 amino acids)
Source: RefSeq, a predicted model, not a curated record